This is a messenger RNA of Theobroma cacao (cacao), 1986 nucleotides long. It is a transcript of the gene RUG3, whose product is annotated as Regulator of chromosome condensation (RCC1) family protein. NCBI's taxonomy places the organism in Eukaryota, Viridiplantae, Streptophyta, Magnoliopsida, Malvales, Malvaceae. The record is from RefSeq and is a predicted model, not a curated record.
AUGCCAAAUAUCCUAAAAUAUACCUUAAUUUAAAUCCGAAAAAGAAAAAAAAACAACAGUUAAAUAAACAACGAAUUAAUGUAGCAUAGUGGCUAGUGCAGACUGGACCUAAAGUGGCUAGUGAUGGCACAUAAUUUUCACCGCUUUUCAACUCCUCUCUCCCGCCGUCUUUCUUCUUCUUCAUUCAGUACCGACGCCACCACCACCACCACCAAAGGCAAAGUUCCUCUUCUUUACAAAAGCCCAGAAUUUAACCAAGACACCCAAAAUGAAGCUGUAACACUCCAAGUCCUUUCAUGGGGCAGAGGGGCAUCAGGCCAACUAGGCGGCGGCAUUGAAGAAAUCAGAAUAUACCCAUCACCGGUAGCCAAUCUCCUCUUUCCACCUGCCUCGUUUUCUCUCUCCCCAACCCCAGGUAAAAUCUUUAAUCAACGGCAGAACCAAAUCCAAAAGGGAGAAACUUUGCCUUCAGUUGGGAUUUCUUGUGGGUUGUUCCAUUCGGGUUUGGUUGUUGAUGGAAAGUUGUGGAUGUGGGGAAAAGGUGAAGGAGGUCGUCUUGGUUUUGGCCAUGAAAAUCCUGCUUUUUUGCCUACUUUGAAUCCUUACCUGGAUUCUGUUUCCUCUGUUGCUCUCGGUGGACUUCACUCUGUAGCUCUUACUUCCCUUGGAGAGGUGUUUACUUGGGGUUAUGGGGGUUUUGGUGCACUCGGGCAUCACGUUUAUCAUAGAGAACUUAUCCCAAGAUUGUUAGAAGGCAAUUGGAGUGAAAACAUACGUCAUAUUUCAACUAGUGGGACACAUACUGCUGCUAUCACUGAAUCAGGAGACUUAUACACUUGGGGCCGAGAGGAAGGGGAUGGCAGAUUAGGCCUUGGUCCUGGUCGGGGCCCAAAUGAGGGAGGUGGACUUAGUAUCCCUUCCAAAGUGAAAGAAUUACCUACUCCUAUUGCUGCAGUUUCCUGUGGCGGUUUCUUCACAAUGGCAUUGACGGAGGAGGGACAGCUUUGGAACUGGGGUGCAAAUUCCAACUAUGAGCUUGGAACAGGUGAUAAGGUUGGUGGUUGGAAACCUAAACCACUUCCUACCCUUGAAAGUACUCGUAUCAUUCAGAUAGCAAGUGGUGGAUAUCACUCUCUUGCAUUAACAUGCGAAGGUAAAGUACUUUCGUGGGGCCAUGGUGGACAUGGUCAGUUGGGUCAUUCUUCUAUACAGAAUCAGAAAAUUCCUGUAAUGAUUGAAGCUUUGGCUGACAAGCAUGUUGUCGAUAUUGCCUGUGGAGGUUCAUCUUCAGCAGCUAUAACCGAAGAAGGAAAGUUGUACAUGUGGGGGAAUGCGAAAGAUUCUCAACUGGGAGUUCCUGGGCUACCGGAGGUUCAACCAAGUCCUGUUGAAGUGAAUUUUCUAACGGAGGAUGAUGGAUUGGGACCCCACAAUGUGCUAUCUGUUGCAGUCGGUGCUUGUCAUGCCAUGUGUUUAGUCUUGAGAUCACACUGUUAAAGAUGAUCUGAUGCAGGUAAGACCUCUUCAGCUAAAAAACUUGAGGAAUGAAUCUUUUGCAAGAGAGCUGCAAUAUUGUUUUGGGGGGACAAAAAGAGUUCCAAGGUUGAGUGCAUGCCAAAAUGUUUCUGAAUGAGGUAAUUGGGCAACAGCAUUAAAGAAGGUGACAUGGAUCUGCAAUUGCUAGAGGUUGCUGCCUCUGGCUGGCAUGUUACAUAUUGAGUCAUCUGAUAUUUGCUGCCUGAUGGCCAGUAUAAACUGCUGUUGCACGGAUUGGGUGUUCAGUUAAAACAAAUUGGUUAGAGUAAAAGCAGCUUUCAGUAUUUAAGCCGUUGUCACUAUGAGCUUAUGAGGUCUGCUCAUCAUUUCUGUUCAGUCUCAUGUGCAUCUGUUGUGUCAGUAAUAUCCUUUAUACGCUAUGUAACAUCUCAGUGACACGGAGGUGUAUUUUUGCUUGCUGCUAAUUUAAUCUCCCCUUAUUUAACAAAA